This is a messenger RNA of Juglans microcarpa x Juglans regia, 894 nucleotides long. Its product is annotated as 21 kDa protein-like. The coding region runs from base 70 to 696 and encodes 208 amino acids. The record is from RefSeq and is a predicted model, not a curated record. Gene Ontology annotation, biological process: negative regulation of catalytic activity. Gene Ontology annotation, molecular function: enzyme inhibitor activity. NCBI's taxonomy places the organism in Eukaryota, Viridiplantae, Streptophyta, Magnoliopsida, Fagales, Juglandaceae. The transcript has a single exon.
ACGAAGUAAAUAAUACUUGGUAACGGCAAUUCCAAAAGAAACCCACAUUGAGACCAAAAACAUCAAACCAUGAAAACCCAAGAGCCACUUCACUUCCUCCUCUCCCUCGUCUUGGCAACAUUAAUUUUCCGGCUGCACCCAGUCCCGACCGUCGGAUACCCCGACCCCACAACCACGACCGACGCCACCGAUUUCAUCCGUACGAGCUGCGGAACAACGUUGUAUCCCGACCUCUGCUACACGUCGCUGUCCCGGUAUGCCAACGCUAUACAGCAAAACCCGGCUCAGCUGGCCAAAGUUGCCAUAGCCGUGAGCCUCGCCAAGGCAAAGCACCUGGCCUCCUUCGUGUCCAACGUCUCCCGCCAUGCCGACUACGGCACAGACCCACGAACGGCAUCCGCGCUCCAUGACUGCUUCUCCAACUUCGGCGACGCCGUGGACGAGAUUCGCGGCUCGCUGAAGCAGAUGCGCCAGGUGGGAGCUGCGGGAGCGGAUUCGUUCAGGUUCCAGAUGGGGAACGUGCAGACUUGGAUGAGCGCGGCGCUGACAGACGAGGACACCUGCACCGACGGGUUUGAGGACGUCAGAGACGGUGAAGUGAAGACAGAAGUAUGUCAUCGGGUGGCGAAGGCGAAGAAGUUCACGAGCAACGCGCUUGCUUUGGUUAACAGUUAUGCCGCCGAUGGGAUCCCUUGAUGGGGUUUGCAUUUUGUUGUUUCCGACUUGAGUUUUUAUCAGUGAAUUUAUUUAAGCAGAUAGAUUGUGGGAAUCUUGAGUGAGAGUUUUGUGCAUAUUUUGGGCUUUUGUAAUUUUUUUGUUGUGAAUUUUUAACUCUGUGUGCUUGUAGAUCAGAUGGUGGCGAUAUUUGCUAGUUAAUCGAUAUGUUUUGUGGGA